This is a messenger RNA of Penicillium bovifimosum, 573 nucleotides long. Its product is annotated as rRNA-processing FCF1 family protein. The coding region runs from base 1 to 573 and encodes 190 amino acids. Gene Ontology annotation, cellular component: nucleolus; small-subunit processome. The transcript is spliced from 4 exons. The record is from RefSeq and is a predicted model, not a curated record. NCBI's taxonomy places the organism in Eukaryota, Fungi, Ascomycota, Eurotiomycetes, Eurotiales, Aspergillaceae.
AUGGGUGUUCAGAAAAAGACUCGCAAGUUUGCGCUGGCCAAGCGAGCUAUCUCCAUGCGCGAUAAUCGCCUGAAGCAAAACCAAGAAAAGCCAGAUAAAGCCAAAGCCGCAAAGGAUGAUCUUGUCAGAGAAGCGCUCCUUCGUCAAUGUUCUUCCAAUUCAACACAGCCCUUGCCCCCCCCAUACUCUGUGCUGGUCGAUACCAAUUUCCUUUCCCACACCAUUCAGCACAAACUCGAGGUGAUCCCAAGCAUGUUGGAUUGUUUGUAUGCCAAAUGUAUACCGAUCAUCACAGAUUGUGUACUUGCCGAGUUGGAAAAACUCGGCCCGAAAUACCGACUUGCCCUGCGUGUAGCCAAAGACCCUCGAUUUGAGCGAGUCAAGUGCGAUCACAAGGGAACCUAUGCAGAUGACUGUCUAGUUGACCGCGUCAUCAAGCACCGUGUCUACAUCAUCGCUACAAACGAUCGUGAUCUCAAGAGACGCAUUCGCAAGAUUCCCGGUGCACCCAUCAUGAGUGUCGCUCGUGGAAAAUAUGUGAUUGAACGACUUCCUGAUGCCCCCGAAAAAUGA